AUGUCGUACUUUAUGACCCACCUCCACUCGGGCUGGCACGUCGACCAGGCCAUCCUGGUGGAAGAAGACCGCGUGGUGUGCAUCCGCUUCGGGCACGACCACGACCCCGAGUGCAUGGCGAUGGACGAGGCGCUGUACGGCGUGAGCGAGAAGGUGUCCAACUUUGCCAUCCUGUACCUCGUCGACGUGACCGAGGUGCCCGACUUUACGAAGAUGUACGAGCUGUACGACCAGUGCACGCUCAUGUUCUUCUACCGCAACAAGCAUAUCAUGAUCGAUCUGGGCACGGGUAACAACAACAAGAUCAACUGGGCUGUUACCGACAAGCAGGAGCUCAUCGACAUCAUCGAGACGGUGUACCGCGGUGCCUCCAAGGGCCGUGGUCUGGUCGUCGCGCCAAAGGACUACUCGACGAGACACAAGUACUAG
This is a messenger RNA of Vanrija pseudolonga, 429 nucleotides long. It is a transcript of the gene Txnl4a, whose product is annotated as Thioredoxin-like protein 4A. The transcript is spliced from 4 exons. Gene Ontology annotation, cellular component: U5 snRNP; spliceosomal complex; U4/U6 x U5 tri-snRNP complex. Gene Ontology annotation, biological process: mRNA splicing, via spliceosome. The record is from RefSeq and is a predicted model, not a curated record. Bases 1 to 429 code for a protein of 142 amino acids. NCBI's taxonomy places the organism in Eukaryota, Fungi, Basidiomycota, Tremellomycetes, Trichosporonales, Trichosporonaceae.